This is a messenger RNA of Aegilops tauschii subsp. strangulata, 721 nucleotides long. RefSeq names its product ubiquitin-ribosomal protein eL40 fusion protein-like. Gene Ontology annotation, molecular function: protein binding; structural constituent of ribosome. Gene Ontology annotation, cellular component: ribosome. Gene Ontology annotation, biological process: translation. NCBI's taxonomy places the organism in Eukaryota, Viridiplantae, Streptophyta, Magnoliopsida, Poales, Poaceae. The record is from RefSeq and is a predicted model, not a curated record.
UACAAAAGCGCAUUCUCACCAUUUCAUCACCACCCGGCGCGGCGAGCGGAGGAGAGGAGAGCAGGGGCAGCAACCGGCGGCAAGGAUGCAGAUCUUCGUGAAGACGCUGACGGCGGAGACCAUGACGCUCGAGGUGGAGAGCUUCGCGGCCGUCGACAGCGUCAAGGCCAAGAUCCACGACAAGGAAGGUAUCCAGCCGGACCAGCAGCGCCUCAUCUUCGCGGGGAAGCAGCUUGACGAUGGCCAGCGCACCCUGGCCGACUACAAAAUCCACAAGGAUUCCACGCUUCACCUCGUGCUGCGCCUCGCCGGCGGUGACAGGGGCUCGUGGUACCCCUACUUGGAGCCUAACCUGCUCGCGCUUGCGCUCAAGUACAGGCAGCACAAGCUUGUGUGUCGCAAGUGCUAUGCACGCCUGCCCCUCAGGUCUACCAACUACCGCAAGAAGAAGUGCGGUCACAGCAAUGACAUCAGGCCCAAGGAGAAGCUGCGCUUCCACUGAAGUAUUGGAAACAUGACCCGAGUGACAUGCCAUAGCUGGAUUAACUGGGAGUUCAGAGUUUGGUUCGAGUCUUUCUUGGAUAUGAAGUUUCAUCCUAGUUAAAAUGUUGCUUCUGGAAUCUAGAACCACAUAAAUGAUGCUAGCUUGCAAUUCGCUCUUCCAUGAAUGAUGAAAUCAAGUAGUAUUUGAGGUCUACUAGCUAGCUUGAAUGAUGAUGAA